Fusarium vanettenii 77-13-4 is the source of this 2080-nucleotide messenger RNA. RefSeq lists its product as uncharacterized. Gene Ontology annotation, cellular component: peroxisomal matrix; cytoplasm. The coding region runs from base 257 to 1885 and encodes 542 amino acids. Lineage: Eukaryota; Fungi; Ascomycota; Sordariomycetes; Hypocreales; Nectriaceae. Gene Ontology annotation, molecular function: malate synthase activity. Gene Ontology annotation, biological process: glyoxylate cycle. The record is from RefSeq and is a predicted model, not a curated record. The transcript has 3 exons.
CUUUGACUUCAUCACCUCUGGCUGCCCAUCAUCUUCAGCCAAAGCUUGCAUUAUACCCCCUUGACAUAACGACUACUACAUCUCAUCUUGACAGAGUUUGCCCGUUACCGACAGAGAAUUCCUCCUCCCAUUGGCGUUUCAUAGCCGGAGCCCGCGUCAUAUCCUGAUCGCCGACACGUGAAAGUCUAUAUAUACAAGAGACUUCCACCGUCCUCCCAUCUCAUCCUCUCAUCAAAUACCAAUCUCAACAAUCACAAUGGCUUCUACCGACUCCAUCCUCCAGGGCGUCUCCGUCCUCGGCAAGGUCGACGAUGUCCACCGCAAGAUCCUCACCCCCGAGGCCCUCGCCUUCCUCGCCCUCCUGCACCGCUCCUUCAACGACCGACGCAAGGCCCUCCUCGAGCGCCGCAAGGUCCGCCAGGCCGAGCUUGACCGGGGCGUUCUGCCCGACUUCCUCCCCGAGACCAAGCACAUCCGUGAGAACCCCACAUGGAAGGGAGCUCCCCCGGCCCCGGGUCUGGUCGACCGCCGCGUCGAGAUCACCGGCCCCACCGACCGCAAGAUGGUCGUUAACGCCCUGAACGCCGACGUCUACACUUACAUGGCCGAUUUCGAGGAUUCCAGCGCCCCCACAUGGGACAACAUGAUCAACGGCCAGGUCAACCUCUACGAUGCCAACCGUCGUCAGGUCGACUUUAAGCAGGGCCCCAAGGAGUACAAGCUCCGAACUGACCGCAAGCUCCCUACCCUCAUUGUCCGUCCCCGUGGCUGGCACCUCGAGGAGAAGCAUCUCACCGUUGAUGGCGAGCCCAUCUCUGGUUCCCUCUUCGACUUUGGUCUCUACUUCUUCCACAAUGCUAUCGAGACCCAGCGCCAGGGCUUCGGUCCUUACUUCUACCUCCCCAAGAUGGAGAGCCACCUCGAGGCUCGUCUCUGGAACGACGCCUUCAACCUUGCCCAGGACUACAUUGGCAUCCCCCGCGGCAUCAUCCGUGGUACCGUCCUGAUCGAGACCAUCCUUGCCGCCUUUGAGAUGGACGAGAUCAUCUACGAGCUCCGCGACCACAGCUCUGGUCUCAACUGUGGCCGAUGGGACUACAUCUUCAGCGUCAUCAAGAAGUUCCGCAACAACGCCAACUUCGUCCUCCCUGACCGAUCCGCCGUCACCAUGACUGUUCCCUUCAUGGACGCCUACGUCAAGCUCCUCAUCCAGACCUGCCAUAAGCGUGGUGUCCACGCCAUGGGUGGCAUGGCUGCUCAGAUCCCCAUCAAGAACGACCCUGCCGCCAACGACAAGGCCAUGGAGGGUGUCCGCGCCGACAAGCUCCGUGAGGUCCGCGCUGGCCACGACGGUACCUGGGUUGCCCACCCCGCUCUCGCCAGCAUCGCCACCGAGAUCUUCAACAAGCACAUGCCUACUCCUAACCAGCACUUCGUGCGACGUGAGGAUGUCACCAUUGGCCAGAACGAUCUGCUCAACAUGAACGUUCCCGGUACCAUCACCGAGGAGGGUAUCAAGAAGAACCUCCACAUCGGUCUUGGCUACAUGGAGGCCUGGAUCCGAGGUGUCGGCUGUGUCCCCAUCAACUUCCUCAUGGAGGACGCUGCUACCGCCGAGGUCUCCCGAAGCCAGCUUUGGCAAUGGGUCAAGCACGGCGUCACCACCGCCGAGGGCAAGCGUGUCGACAAGGCUUACGCCCUGAAGCUGCUCAAGGAGUCUGCCGACCAGCUCGCUGCCGCCGGUCCCAAGGGCAACAAGUUCCACCUCGCUGCUCAGUACUUCUCUGGCCAGGUCACUGGCGAGGACUACGCCGACUUCCUCACUACUCUCCUCUACAACGAGAUCACCCAGGCUGGUCCCCCCAGCCCUGCUUCCAAGCUGUAAAUGAAUCGGAACAUGUGGGAAAAAGUAUGCCUGAACUGAAAUUGGGAGCGUUUCAUGAUUGUAUGUUUGGAUAACGACGGCCUUUGAUGCGUCAUGGUCCCGGGUAAUGAUAUCAUUUGUUAUUAUAUCACCAUAGUUGGGCAGUCGAACUGCGACAAAAUGGAGUUAAUGCUUUAUCAAGUCAAUAUGUGGAUC